Rana temporaria (common frog) is the source of this 7521-nucleotide messenger RNA. RefSeq names its product syntaxin binding protein 5 (gene STXBP5). NCBI's taxonomy places the organism in Eukaryota, Metazoa, Chordata, Amphibia, Anura, Ranidae. Gene Ontology annotation, cellular component: cytoplasm; plasma membrane; SNARE complex. The transcript is spliced from 29 exons. Gene Ontology annotation, molecular function: syntaxin binding; myosin II binding; GTPase activator activity. Gene Ontology annotation, biological process: regulation of exocytosis; regulation of protein secretion. Bases 731 to 4249 code for a protein of 1172 amino acids. The record is from RefSeq and is a predicted model, not a curated record.
CACACAUGGGCGGGGCCGCGCACACACACUCACUCACACUGAAAACACAGCCAGGUGUAGCUGAGCCGCCUUGCGAUAAGGAAGUACCGGCUAGAAACCCGGAGCAACAAGCGGCCUCGUACUGGAACGUUCUCCUCGGCCGGGCAUGGCAACCCGAAGACGGAGAGCCGAGGAGUGAGGAAGAGGAAAAUGUGACAGCGAGGGAAGGGGAGGGGUAUAGAGAGCGGAGAAGAGAGAGGAAGGAAGGAAGGGGAGGGAGGGAAGAGAGCAGCUUGUGGCAGGCUGCUGUCGCUUCCAGUGCAGCACAGGCAAGACACAGAGGCGUCCUCCUCUCCUCACACAUCUGGGGACCGAGGGCCACCUACCUGCCUGUCCCCUCCCACCCCACACUGGGCUCCAUGCUGGACUGAGCUUCUUCUUUUCCUCAGCAACAGAAAGGACAACAAGAGAUUUAUUUUUAUUUAUUUUUCUCCUUCUACUCAUCAGUCCUGUCCCUCCUCUCCAGCACAGAUCACCUGCAGCAGCAGCAGCAACCUUCCCCAUCCUCCUCCUCCCCCAGCCUCAGGGGCCAGGACCCUCCUGUGUGUGGGGUGCCCAUCAACCACACAAAAAAAGGGGGAGACCAACACAAGAAGGGAGGAGGAGAGCAAAGGUGGGGGGGUGAGAGGACAGUGGGAUCUGGAGGAGGUGGUGGUGGUGGUGGUGGAUCAAGAGGCAGAGAAGGGUGACCAUGAGGAGAUUUAAAAAGGUGCUGGACGGCCUGACAGCCGUAUCCUCCUCUUCAUCAUCGUCUUCAUCCCAGCCUGGAAUCAGGGAGGUGGAAAUCCCAGAGACCCUCCAGUCCGAGCACUUCCAGCUCUGCAAGACGGUUCGCCAUGGAUUCCCCUUCGAGCCCUCCGCUAUGGCAUUUGAUCCAGUGCAGAAGAUUCUUGCGAUUGGAACGAACCAUGGAGCUUUAAGGCUGUUUGGGCGGCCAGGAGUUGAGUGUUAUUGCCAGCAUGACAGUGGUUGUACAGUAAUCCAGCUUCAGUUUCUGAUUAAUGAGGGAGCGCUUGUGAGUGCCUUGACGGAUGACACUUUACACCUUUGGAAUCUGCGACAGAAGAGGCCCGCCAUAUUGCAUUCAUUGAAAUUCAGUAGAGAAAGGAUAACAUUUUGUCACCUGCCUUUCCAAAGCAAAUGGCUCUAUGUGGGCACAGAAAGAGGAAACAUUCACAUUGUCAACGUGGAGUCGUUCACGCUCUCAGGCUACGUCAUCAUGUGGAAUAAAGCCAUUGAACUUUCAUCAAAAUCACACCCAGGACCUGUUGUCCACAUAAGUGAUAAUCCAAUGGAUGAAGGAAAGCUACUAAUUGGUUAUGAGUCUGGCACAGUCGUGUUAUGGGACCUCAAGUCAAAAAGGGCGGACUAUAGAUACACAUAUGAUGAGGCAAUCCAUUCUGUAGCUUGGCACCAUGAAGGAAAGCAGUUCAUCUGUAGUCAUUCAGAUGGCACCCUGACAAUAUGGAAUGUACGAUCUCCUGCCAAGCCUCUACAGACAAUUGUACCACAUGGUAAACAGAUAAAAGAUGGAAAGAAGCCAGAACCAUGCAAGCCUAUCCUGAAAGUGGAAUACAAAACGACAAGAUAUGGGGAACCCUUUAUUAUCCUAUCAGGUGGCCUGUCCUAUGACACAGUUGGAAGAAGACCCUGUCUAACCGUCAUGCAUGGAAAAAGCACAGCUGUCUUAGAAAUGGAUUAUCGAAUUGUGGAUUUUCUUACACUUUGUGAAACUCCCUAUUCUAAUGAUUUCCAGGACCCUUAUGCUGUUGUUGUACUUCUAGAACAAGAUUUAGUAGUUAUAGAUCUUGCACAAAAUGGAUAUCCUAUAUUUGAAAACCCUUAUCCACUGAGCAUACAUGAGUCACCUGUAACGUGCUGUGAGUACUUUGCAGACUGCCCCUCAGACCUUAUCCCUGCACUUUAUUUUGUUGGGGCCCGGCAAAAACGACAGGGUUACAGUAAAAAGGAAUGGCCUAUCAAUGGUGGUAACUGGGGCGUUGGCACACAGAGUUAUCCGGAGAUAAUUAUUACAGGCCAUGCAGAUGGAUCGAUCAAAUUUUGGGAUGCUUCAGCAAUAAACUUGCAAAUGUUGUACAAAUUAAAGACCGCAAAAGUGUUUGAGAAAUCGCGAAACAAAGAGGACAAGGCUAGCACGGAUAUCGUUGAUGAGGAUCCCUAUGCUAUCCAGAUGAUUUCCUGGUGCCCUGAAAGCAGGAUACUCUGUAUUGCAGGUGUUUCAGCCCAUGUAAUAAUCUAUAGGUUCAGCAAACAGGAAGCGACAACAGAGGUCAUCCCGAUGCUGGAAGUGCGAUUGCUUUAUGAAAUCAAUGAUCUAGAGUCUCCAGACAUUGAACAAGUGUCAACUCCCAGUGGAGGAACCAACCCACAACCCAUUGUUCUGCAGUCUCAUCCAUCCACAAGUAGUAGUUCUUCUGAUGGUAUCCGCGACAAUGUACCUUGUUUAAAAGUUAAGAGCACUCCUUUAAAACAGUCAGCUGGCUAUCAAGUAGAACUGGUGAUACAACUUGUGUGGGUCAGCGGUGAACCUCCUCAGCAGAUAACUAGCCUGGCUGUUAACUCCUCCUAUGGCCUAGUAGUAUUUGGCAACUGUAAUGGUAUUGCAAUGGUAGAUUAUGUCCAGAAGGCGGUUCUGUUGAAUCUUGGCACAAUUGAACUAUAUGGCUCAAAUGACCCAUACCAGAGGCAACCACGCUCUCCACGCAAAACGCGGCAACCCUCAGGAGGUUUGCUGACUGUGGCUUCUUGCAUGUGCGGCCUUUCUAGUUUAUAUUCUGAGUCUGUGAAAAAACUCCAGUCUUCUUAUAUAACGGGUCUUUGUGACAUUAAUGAGAGCACGCCAACCUCAGAGGAUCGCUGCAAAUCCCCCACCUCAGGUUGUGGCUCUUCCCCUUCUUCUGAUGAUGAUGAACAAUCAAUGAAAUUAUUUAUAGAAAAGGUGAAGAUCAAGGGCAGAAAGUUUUCCAGGGCGGUAGCAACUGAUAUAGCAAAGAUGUCAAGGAAGUUGAGCCUACCUACAGAGCUAAAGCCUGAACUAGAUGUCCGAGACAAUUCUUUCAGCCGGUCACGGAGUUCAAGUGUGACCAGCAUAGACAAAGAAUCACGAGAGGCAAUAUCUGCUCUUCAUUUCUGUGAGUCUUUCACCAGGAAACCUGACAUAUCUACGGCACCAUGUUUAUGGGUUGGAACCACGCUAGGUACUGUGUUGGUCAUUGUUUUAGGCCUGCCACCAUCAGGAGAGCAAAGACUUCUUCAGCCUGUUAUUGUGUCUCCAAGCGGAACAAUACUGAGGCUAAAGGGCGCAAUCUUAAGAAUGGCAGUUUUGGACUCUCAAGGAGUUAUAAUUCCACCAGCAUCUGAACCUUGGAGGGAACCCAAUGCACCUGAAGAUAAGGAUGAUAAGGAGCGAUUGAAAAAACGGAGGCCAGUUUCAGUUUCGCCCACCUCGUCUCAGGAAAUCAUUGAAAACCAAUAUGCAGUGAUAUGUUCUGAAAAGCAGGCAAAAGUGAUCUCACUGCCCUCCCAGAACUGCAUUUAUAAACACAACAUAACAGAGACUUCUUUUAUCCUCCGUGGAGAUAUAGUGUCACUGAGUAAUAGUACCUGCCUUGCAUGUUUCUGUGCCAAUGGACACAUUAUGACUUUUAGUUUGCCGAGUUUAAGGCCGCUGUUGGAUGUAAAUUAUUUGCCGAUAACCAACAUGAGGAUAGCCCGAACAUUCUGCUUCACGAACAAUGGGCAGGCAUUAUAUCUGGUCUCAGCAACUGAAAUCCAGAGAAUCACCUACAGCCAAGAAACCUGUGAGAACCUACAGGAAAUGUUGGGGGAACUGUUCACACCUGUCGAAACGCCAGAAGCACCUAACAGAGGGUUCUUUAAAGGCUUGUUUGGAGGUGGAUCACAAUCACUCGACCGAGAAGACCUCUUUGGAGAAACGGCAUCUGGGAAAGCAUCACGGAGCCUUGCUCAGCACAUUCCUGGACCUGGGGGCAUUGAAGGAGUUAAAGGAGCAGCAUCUGGUGUUGCUGGUGAUUUAGCACGGGCUAGAUUGGCCCUGGAUGAGAGAGGACAGAAACUUGGAGAAUUAGAAGAUAGGACAGCUGCUAUGCUUGCCAGUGCUGACUCCUUCUCAAAGCAAGCUCAUGAGAUGAUGGUAAAAUGCAAAGACAAGAAGUGGUACCAGUUCUGAUAAACCAGACCCAAAAAUAUAUACAUUUGACUUCACCAGGAAGAAAGAUUUUACCGAAAACAUCAAUUUUUCUCAACAUUUCUUUCUGCAGGACAGUUGGGAUCAAGGGAUGUGCAUUCAUUUUGGUUACUGUUUCCUAGCACAAAUCAAAUACUGUCUUACCUCAGUCGUGUGGCUUUAACUGAGGAACAUUACAUCCAAACAGAAUCUCAGUAUUUUCUCCAAGCUGUGUUAUGAGGGACAAGACAGAGUGCAGCCAGCAAUUUAGGUAGUAUGAGAUGACCCAUGCAAGAAUGACCAAGAUCGAACAUUAAUUUUUAUUUUUUUCAUUUCUUUAAUAUUUUGUGCUUUUUUUAUUUUUGUCUUUACGGGUGUUUCACUUUUCUUAACAAAAAAAAAGGCGUUAUUGAACGUUAAAUCUGGACUACUAGCAUCUGCCGUCUGUUAGUUUGUCUACAGAUUUCACUGCUUCUUAAGGGACAUAAAAUAAAAUGAUGUAUUAACUGCAGUAACUGCACAAGUGAGGUCGGAAAGAUACAUUCAUCUCAGAAAAUAAUUGGUCACUUUCCCUGUUAUCGAAGGCACUUUGACAUAUAAUUGUUUUCAUAUCUACAUCAGCAGAGCUAGUAAUACUUGUAGAAGUAUAGUUACAAAGUAUCCUGAGUGAAUUCCUGGGACAGUUUUGCCUCUGAGCCAAGAGUGUCCUAACUUUGCCAGGAUUCAUCUUUGUAUCUCCAGAAGUCUGUUCACUUGCAGGUGAAGGUUCAUCUACUUUUUCACUAAACCGUAAUCUAAAAUGAGCAGUCCAGAUUUGUUGGUAUUUAUGCACAUGUCAUGAAUAUUUGUUGUCCCAUACUACCUUAUACAUUUUUUGGGGGGGCUGUUGCAUUGUUUGCUUUUCAUAUGUGGGACCUUUAGCUCAGAGCUACUUCAUAACCCUUUUGCCUCCUGCGAAAAUCGAUCUUAAAUGUUUUUACAUCAAAUGUUCUGUUGCUUUACUGUUGAUAAAGAUGGGUGCACUGCUGUUGAGAGGGAAAUGAGAAGGUAUCUCAAGUUAUGUGUUUAAUGUUUGUUUAAAGAAAAAAAUGCAAAAUUUCUAAUCAAUUUCCUGAUCUUUAUUAACUGGAGAACACCUUUGAUUUAUUAGAUUAUGCGAGUAUGAAAAGUUCAACUAUAAUUAAUUUUCCUCAAAAAUACCAUGUGUGUAGGUCAGACAUACACAUACCAUCAAUUUCCCUGGGUUGCACAAAGUAAAACAAUGUCUAUCCUCAUGCAUUAUUCAACCCUACUUAAGUAUCUUUUAGGAAGAUAUUCCAAGGAACAGUGCUGUGUUUUAGUGUGCUGCAUGUAGUGCAGUAUCCAAAAAGUGCUUUCUCUAUAGCGUAAAUGUUACUGCAUUUAAAAUGAAUGUAAAAUGCAUCAGAACACAUGCAGCAAAUGAAAAUGUGGAGGCGUGGUGAAAGGGCUCUUUCUCCUUUCUAUACGCAGUUGUGCUUAAUUUUACAAUAGUACAAAGUUGACAAUUGGAUUUUUUAUCAUUUUCAUAGUGCGUUCAAAUUGAGCAUUUUACAUAUGUGCAAAUUGUGCUUAGUUCUCAGAGGAUAUUCAAACCCAAGAAAAAAUAUAUUGCAGCUUACCAGUCUAUAGAUGUGGUGGUUGCAUUGCUUUUAGCCUACAAAAGCACAGAACAAUCUCUUCCUACUAUCUGUAACUUAUUCUCCAUUCCCCAUAUUUGGAGUCCAGCCAGGGUGGAAAUUAUGGCUCCCUGUUUGAUAAAAUGGGGUGUGCAUUGCCACGUGACAGGACGUGUUGUUCACAGGGUUACCAGGUGAAAAUUGAAAGGGAAAAAAGCCUGUAAAAAAAAAUUGGUCACCCCCAUCCAAGGAUGGUAAGCUUCAAUAUAGUUAGUUUUUUGUUUUGAGUUUAGAUACACCCUAAGUAAGCUUUAUAAUGCAAAGUAGCUCCUAAAUGAUCAGUUUCUUGUGAGACGAAUUGGGCUGUACAGGGGUCUAAAAAAACAAAUUGUGUGAAUCCCAAACUAGCCCCCUUAUUCCCAAUAAGAUUAUUGUCCUGAAAAAGAAUCCCUUUGCCCAACAGCCAAAGUCUGUUUUAUUUGUCAAGUACAGUUAAAGAAAAAGACGGCCCGGUUGCUGUGGAUGACUAGAACAGUUUUUCCUGCAGGUGCCUUUAUUAAGGCUUUGCAUUUUUUUCCAGUUAUCUUGACAGACUCCAGAAGUGAAUUCUAAAUAAUACAGCUGUGCUGCCAUCUGUAUAUGUGAAAUGUCCAGGCACAAACUAUUCAUGCAAUUUUCAGUCACAUAAUCUGUAUAACCAGACAUCAUCUGAUUUCUGCAAUCAGUCUUUCUGAAUUACAUGCUGCUGACUCCUUGUGUGAUUGCUAGACAGUCACGCGUUUGGAGGGAUUGCCUUAGAUCACAUGAUCAGCAUCAUCUGAUAAUGCGCAAUAAAUCACCUGUUCAUGUCACGUCAGUGUCAUGUUCUUGAGAGUCCAAUUAAAUUACUACUGGUUGUCUUAUUUGUGAAAUUGACUUUUGAUGUCUGUAUAGUUUGGUCUUUACAUUGUUCGCAAUCUCUGAAGGCCUGAGUUUGGACAUACUACCAUAUUCAUAACUAGAUGUUUAAAGGUGAUAUGAGCUGCACAAUUCUAAGAGGAGUUCAGAGCCCACAUACAAAGCGGUUGUUAGUGUGUCUUAUUACCCUUCCUCACCAGUUAAUGUUAUUAUCUGUUAGCUGAGGUAAUCCAUUCAUUUAUUAAUAGUUCAUUUCUUUUUAAGUGCCUAUAAAAGUAGCUAGAAAUAAAUGAAGUGUAAUUUCUUAUUACAGCAGCAUUGUACAUUUGUAGUUUGCAUGUACAAUUACAGUAUUAUGUUUAGGGCAUGCAGUUCUAAAGAUAUAUUUUUCUAUUUAUUUUAAUCUUUUUGGUGGCAGUUGUCCACAUAUUCUUUUGGCAUGUUGCAGUCAUGUGAUGACCAGAUCACGUGACUGUGAUGAUAUAUCUGUGCUUUGAAUAAAAUUAGUGAACACUCCAGUGUCAUGGGUAAUGGAGGCUCUGUAACUGGGCACUGACUUGUUUUUAUUAUAUUUAAAUAAAUAUAUUUGUGUAUGAUCGAAAGAACAGUGCAAUAUAUACUCGUAAAGGAGAAUCAAAGAAAAGUCUUUUACCAGUAAUGAGAAACCUAAAACGCAUAUCAUAAUAUGAAUAUACCAUAUUGAAACCAUUUAGGAUUUUUUUUUUUUUUUUUUUUUUUUUU